Messenger RNA from Eimeria maxima, 4335 nucleotides. RefSeq lists its product as hypothetical. The coding region runs from base 1 to 4335 and encodes 1444 amino acids. The transcript is spliced from 5 exons. NCBI's taxonomy places the organism in Eukaryota, Apicomplexa, Conoidasida, Eucoccidiorida, Eimeriidae. The record is from RefSeq and is a predicted model, not a curated record.
AUGAAAGUCCCACAAGACUUGUCAGAGGAUCCCGAUGCAGCACCAGCAGCAGCAGCAGCAGCAACAGCAGCUGUCGCUGGUGCUGCUGCUGCUGGGUCACAGUCAACGACACUGGAUGCAGCAUGUAGCACAAAGGAUCCUGCUGAUUCUCCUGAGCUUGCUGCUGCUGCUGCUGCUGACUUGAAAAACAAAAAUGCAGCACAACCCAAGGCUCUGCCUGCUCCUAGUAGCGUCUAUGACAUGGAGACGGAAGAGCUGGUGGAGCUAAGUGAGGGCCUUCAAAAUGCAGCUGAGGGUGCAGCAGGUGACUUCCAGCAGGAGCAGCAGCGGCUGCUGCUGCUGAAUCUCGUGCUGCUGGAGCUAAGAGAAAGGAGACACUCCGACUCGCGUCUCAAAGCCGUUGACAAGCUGACAGCCAGCAGCAGCAGCGGCAGCGGCAGUAGGUGCAACAAUAGCAACAGCAGCAACAACAGCUGCAGCAGCAACAGCAGCAGCAGCAACAGCACCAGCAGCAGCAACAACAACAGAAACAAUGCCGCUGUACAAAACAACAGCCAGAGCGGCAACAGCUUGAGUACCAGCAACAACUGCAGCAACACAACCAGCAACGUCAACACCAGCCAGAGCAGCAGCAGCAGCAACAAUCCCAGCGGCAGCAGCAGUAGAAGCAACAAGGGAGCUCCUCUUCCUAUUCUCUCUAAGGUCGCUGGUCCUUGCGAGCCAUUCGACAUGCAGCAAAACAAAACUGUCAACUCCACUAGGCAGACGAAAAUCCCCCGCUGGUCCAGGUGGGUUGGGGGGCCCCCACCUGAUAAUCGUGGCCAAUUAAGGUUGAGGAAAGAUCAGCAGCUAAUGAAGCCAUUGUUAAGCGAUCGCCACAUGCCGCAUCAGCGGCAGCAGCAGCAACAACAACGGCAGCAGCAACGACAGCGGACGCAGCGGCAGCAGCAGCAGCAACGGUCAAAGAAGCCGCGAAACAGCGCCAAAAGGAUCACGAAGAACCAGAGCAGCUCCAGGAACUCCCUGCCUUCAAGACAAUGCAGCAGCAGCAGCAGCAGCAGCAAUUGCGCAGGAGGCAGCGGUGUAACUGGGUUCUUCCUCCCUCGCCUUCCUUUUCGCUAUCCCUCAGUUCCCUCCGAUGUCAGCCCUCAAGCUAGCAUUUUUUCUCCCUUUGCUGACGUUAGAAGAGCGGCAACUUUUGAGGCGAGCCCAAAGGCUGCGGAGCCUUCAGCGUGGCGAUCUUCUCUUGAAGAAUCGACAGGAACGGGCUCUGUGCUGUUGUCAUCGCCUGGUCGUGGGGCCAUCCGCAGCUGCAGCAGCAGCGGCGCCUCCACCAGCAGGGGUGUUUUCAGCAGCAGGAGCAAGGAGCUACUCAGCAGUAGCAGGGGCCCCCCGAGCAGCAGCAGGGGGGCCCUCAACGGCAACAAUGGGAUCAACGCCAGAAACGGUGCAGCGGCACAACGGGCGUACAGCAGCCGCCUCACCCGAGAUGCAAAACGAAACAGCAGCAGCAGCAGCUACUGCAGCAGUUGCAGCAACUGCAGCGGCAGCAGCAAUAUGGCAUCCAGAACAUCGUACAGAAUGCGCUCCCCUAAAGGACAGCAGCAGCAGUCACAGCAGCAGCAGCACCAGCAGCAGAUCCAUCAGCGAUCAACUUCCUGCCAAAUGUUACCUCAACGAAGGCAGCAGCAGACACACCACCUUCAACAGCAGCAGCAGCAGCACCAGCUGUCUUUGCCUUCCGUUUCGCCUCGUCGCAUAUCUUAUCCAAGGUCUUUGACGAGUAUGGGGAGUGGCCUUUCAACUCCCUCAGCAGCAGCAAGUGCAACACCAGCAUCAGGAGCAACACCAGCAGCAGCAGGAACAGCAACAGCAGCAGCACCACCACCACCACCACCAACAACAGCAGCAGUAGCAGGUUAUAGACCCAAGAGUAGCCGCUCCUCUCAUGCUAGUAUUCGCUCUUGCGCAAAAUCUUUAAUUAAUUCUGUUGAGAAUGCUGUGCGAUGUUUAAGUUGGGACUUGCCUCUUCAUGACGAGGAAGGAGCAGCAGGAGAGCUUAGUUCCUCUUCUUCUUCUGCUUCUGUUUCUGUUCCUUCUUCAUCUGCUGCUGCCUCAGUUGGUGCACCAGCAGCAACAGCAGCAGCAGCAGCAGCAUUACGCCCGUCUGCUGCUUCACGUGCAGCUGCCAAGAGACGAAAACCUACCCCCAGACAACCAGCAGCCUCGAGGGAGCGGCAACAACAGCAAAACCGCUGUGUGCUGCAGCACCAGACAAGAGCACCACCAUCCCGUUCAGCAGCAGCAGCAGCUGCUGCUGCUGCUAAAGAUGCUGAGGCAGAAGCUGCUGCUGCAGCUGUUGCUGCCUACAUCGAAGAUGAUGAAGAAAGACAUUCCUUGGAACGAGUCUACGCGCUGCUGCAGGGUGCUGAGAUUUCUUCGAAGACUGGCAGGGAGAAAAACUACUCAGCAGCAGCAGCAGCAGCCGCAGCAACAGCAGCAGCAAAUACAACAACAACAACGGCAGCAGCAGCCGUAGCUGUAGAUGCAAGUGGCCGAAAUCGCUGCUUGAAUCCGCAGCAAACCCAGAAGCAGCAGAAGCAGCAACAGCAGCAGCAGCAUUCGUCUCCACUCCUUCGGGAUGCAGGGGAAAGAGAGACAGAUGUUGUUGUUGCUACUGCUGCAGUUUCUCCUGCUGCUGCUUUGGCAGCAGCACCAUAUGAAGGAGCGCCAUCGGCGUCCUGUGCUGCUGCUGAAGGGGUAGGAGAGGCGCACCAAAAGGUGUGCCCCCAACAGCUUCCUGGGGACUCGCGAGUAGCAGCAGCAACGGCAGCAGCAGCAACAGCAGCAGCAGCCUCAAUAGAUGCUGUUGUUGCUGCAGCCAGUGCUGGAGCAGGUGCACCGAUAGCAUUACCAGCUGCUAAUGCCGCGGCUGCUGCCUGCUGGUCUGCAGCUGCUGGCCAGCAACUGCAGCAACUGCAGCAACAGCAGUUAUUGCUGCAGCAACAGAAGCAGCUGACGCAGCAGUGGAACCCCCUAAGGACCAGAAAUGCAGCAAAACGGAGACCCCACACUGCUGGAAGUUUGCCUUUGCUGCUGCAGCAACCCGCAGCAAUGCCCCACAGCGGUGGUGCUGAGGGCGUCUUGGAAGGUGCAGCAGCAGAUGCAGCAGCAGCAGCAGCAACAGCAUCACCAGACCCAGCCGCCCAUGCAGCAGCAGACUCACCAACAGCUGGAAAAGGCCAAAAUUUUCCCACGGAGCCCUCGAGUCCUGUUUUUGCUGCUGCUGCUGCUGCUGCUCCUAUUGAAGGAAACUCACCAGCAUAUACAAGUGCAACAGCAGCAUCAGCCGGAGGUGUAUUAGCAGCUGCAACGUCUGCAGCAGCGCCUUUUGUCGCUGCUGCUGCAGGAGCAGAUGCUUCGGCGGCGAAACCAACAGUAGCAGCAGCAGUAGCAGACGCAGCAAAGCUUCACGAGAGCUGCAAUAAAGUAAUUGGAGGCAGCAGCGAGCUGCAUAUGCAACAGCAGCACCAGCAGCACAUAUUGCAGCAGGACACAGCCCCCUAUCCAACUGUUGCUGCUGCUGCCGCCGGUGCUGCAGCAGCAGCAGCUGCUGCUGCUGCUGCCAAUUUUUUCAGUGGAGGAACGGCAUCGAGGCAGCACGUUACCUCGCCGCACCAACAGCAGCAGCAGCAUCAACAACAGCAGCAAGCUUCCCCGUUUGAGCUCUGCCGUUGGUUUUCUGACCCUUUACCCAGAGGUAGUGACAACAGCAACAGCAACAGCAGCAGCAGCAGCAGCAAAGAGUAUGCUCUGUUGGGUCCUUUUCCCGCUGCCUCUCUUUCUGUCAUACCUCAUAUAGACCCUCAGAGUCCAAUAUGUCAACUGCAGCAGCAGCAGCAGCAGCAGCAGCUACAGCUACAGCAGCAGCAGCAGCUACAGCAGCAGCAGCAGCAGCAGCUACAGCAGCAGCAGCUACAGCAGCAGACAUAUGAUGUGAUUGAGCGGAUGCCUGAGGUGUCGGCCUUUGCUGCUGCUGCUGCUGAUGCUGAUGCUGCUGCUGCUGAUGUUGCUGCUGCUAUCCCUUCUCCUCUUUUCCUUGUUGGGAUGUCUGUACACCCCAACUCUAUGCACAUGCUAAAGGCGCUGCUGCUGGCAUUAAGAGCAGCAGAGAAAGAAGAAGCAGCAGACCCUCUGCUGCAGCAGCAGCGAAGCAACAGCAGCAGCAACAGCUGCAGCAGCAGCAACAGCUGCAGCAGCAGCAGCAGCAACAACAAGCGGACAUUUGCUGUCGUCGGGUGCAGCAGGGAGGAAGAAAUUAUCUUGAGGGAGUAA